CCUGCUAUUUCCCUGGAUGGGCGAGUCCCAACAGCAGGCAGACAGGUGAGGCUGACCCGACAGGUUCCAGAAGCCAGGGGCAAUGGGGCGGAGCAUGGCUCUGACUUAGAGUGACAACAGGCUGCGGGCCCUGCCACACACACAGCAGGCCGGCAGGAGGCUGUUCUGCUGGAAUCUUCUUCCUGCUGCCGGCAGCCCAGGGUGCAAGACCAUGGAGCCUGCUGGAGGGUGAGGGGAGCCGGUGGGCAGGCAUAUUCAGAGGCCCAGGGCCUGGGGGUCUGGGUGCUGAGGGCAUGGCGGGGCCCCUGCGGGGCCGAGUGGAGGAGCUGAAGCGGCCCUGGUGGCGGGAGAGCUCACCCCUGGUGCUGCAGCACAGCGAGGCGGCCCGGCUGGCGGCCGAUGCCCUCCUGGAACGGGGCGAAGCUGCCUACCUGCGGGUCAUCUCCGAGGAGCGGGAGCUGCCCUUCCUGAGUGCUCUGGACAUGGACUACAUGACCAGCCAUGUGCGUGGGGGCCCAGAGCUCAGCGAGGCUCAGGGACCAGAGGCCUCGGGGCCUGACCACCUCAGCCUGCUCUCCGAAGUCACCUCGGGCACUUACUUCCCCAUGGCGUCCGACACAGACCCCCCAGACCUGGACUUGGGCUGGCCUGAGGUUCCACAGGCCACAGGCUUUAGCCCCACCCAGGCUGUGGUCCACUUCCAGCGGGACAAGGCCAAGAGCAUCAAGGACCUUCUGCGUUUCCUCUUCAGCCAGGCCCGCACGGUGAUAGCUGUGGUGAUGGACAUAUUCACUGAUAUGGAACUUCUCUGUGACCUCAUGGAGGCCUCAAGCCGGCGUGGCGUCCCCGUCUACCUGCUCCUGGGUCAGGAGCACCUGAGGCACUUCCUGGAGAUGUGCUACAAGAUGGACCUCAAUGGAGGGCACCUGCCGAACAUGCGUGUGCGGAGCACGUGUGGGGACACAUACUGCAGCAAGGCAGGCCGCCGCUUCACAGGACAGACCCUGGAGAAGUUCAUCAUCAUUGACUGUGAGCAGGUGGUGGCGGGCAGCUACAGCUUCACCUGGCUUUGCAGUCAGGCCCACACUAGCAUGGUGCUACAGCUGAGGGGCCGCAUCGUGGAAGACUUUGACCGGGAGUUCCGCUGUCUUUAUGCCGAGUCAAGGCCCGUGGAGGGCUUCUGUGGAGGCGAAGAUGCCCUGUCUCCCAGGGCACCGUGCCCUCGCCCAGUGGCCCUGGCCUUCAGGCCUGGCAUUCCCAGCACAUCCUCAUCGCCCUCCAGCACCAGCCUCAGUAGCAUCAAGCGCUCCCCUCACGUAGGCCACUCCUCCUUUCUCGCUCUGCCAGGAGGCGGUGGCAGCAGUGACACGGGUAUGGGAUCCUCAUCCCUGGGCCCUGCCCACUGUGAGGCCAAUGGCCAGCCAGCCCUGCAACGCCAGCUGUCAGACCCUAACCAUGGCCCCCUCCUAGGGCCCUACAGGGCCAACCUGGGCAAGCUGGGGGCGUUCCCAUGGUCCCAGUCCUCCCCUGCCCUCAACCAUGAUAGCACUAGCCCUGUGACUCUGGCAGGGGGGUCACCUCUGCUUGUUCGCCCUCGUCCCCUCCUCCUGUUUCCCCGGGCUGUCCCACCUCUGUCCCGACUCCCAGAGAACGGGGUCCCAGGUAGCCAGGAACCUAGCGCCCCACGAGGCCGCUGGGUACCAGGCUCAGCCCUGGAGGCAGUAGAGGAGAAUAAGGUGUCUCUGAGUCAGAGCCAUGGCCAGCUGGAUCUUCUCGUCCCCUUCUCCAGAGGACGAGAGGCAGGAGGCCCUGAUUUGGGGGCGACCCCCAACUCAGGUUACCUGUGUCCUGGUGAGCAGGUCCUAGAGGACAGGCGGUUGGCCCCAAAUCAGAGAUACAACCAGCUGGAUCUCCUGCCCCAGGCCCAGGGUGCUGGGGGUGUCCCUGAGUCAGGUGACCCCCGACCUGGCCAUCAGACCUCAGAGGACAAGAGACUGUCCCCAAACCACAGCCAUGGCCAAUUGGACCUCCUGGUACAGUCCUCCAAGGCUGGGGACUCCAGAGUAACCCCAGAAGCCAACUCCUCAGCCAGGACGGGCAAGCAGGGUCCAGACGAGCGACGACAGACCCUGGGCCACAGCCACCUGGACCUCAUCACAAAGUUUGGCCCAUUCCGGGGCGAGGGUCCUGGGCCCAAUGAUGUCCCCAGGCCAAGCCCUGCUCGAAAGGCUGGAGUGGACUCUGGGGAUGAGAAGCGGCUGACUCUGGGCCACAGCAAGCUGGACCUCAUCACCAAGUAUCAUCAGUUGCAGGGCACCAGGCAGGGACCUGAGCCUGGCCUCCUCGGGGGCCCCACAGGUGGCCAUCACAACGGCAAUAGCAACGGCCUGUCUGAGAAUGAGAAACGGUUGACCCUGGGCCACAGCAAACUGGACCUCAUCACUAAGUACAACAAGUCCAAGUUCAAGCUGCUCCGAAGCCGCUUUGAGUCCUAGUCCUGCUCCUAGAAAGGACCUAACUGUCCUCCAUCUACUGAAACUCUAGUUUUACUCAGGUCCCAGAAUCUUGGGUAGGAGCUUGGGCAGGGGCUGUAUGGGGAGGAGAGGGAAUCUAGAAGCCCAGGUUAGCUAUUCCCUCAGCUCAGGAUUCUUGCCCACACGCACAUGCACACACACAGGGAAAUGGAAGCCACAGUUACUUGGUACCUGCCAUUUGUCACUAUGCUGGGCACAUCACAUCAUUACAUCUUAUCCUUCAUCCUCACAACACCCGACAAGAUAGACAUCUAGUAGUUAUACAAUUCUAGGAUCAUACAUAUUAUCUUCCCUAUAUUAUAAAUAAAUAUGGAGGCUGAGACCCAGCCAGUUUGAUGACUUACUUGGAAUCAGGUCCAGGUAAGUGGCAGGGGCUCAAACCUGUGUCUCUGACACUUAAUUUCUUAUGAUUGUGUUUCUGCAGAGACAGGACACACAAUAUCAACAGUUCACAUGUCCCCAUGCACCUGAAAUCCAUAUACCAUAGAGAUACCUCCAAAUGCCUGCACAAUAUACACAGCACACUGACAGGAUGCACAGCCACAAACUGCACACCCACCAAUGCAGUCCCUGUAACAAACCAAAACACUCAGGAUUCUAGUUAUAGGUACUCAAUAAAUGUCAUUUGGCUAAAUAAAUGGCUAUAUUCCGUGCACACCAUAGAUCAUUCGGGAUCCGUCGACCAUAAAUAUGCACAUAACUACACACACAAACACACACAAAUAUGCACAUAACCACACACACAAACAAGCGUGCAUGUACCAACCAGUGUCUCUUUGUAAGCUGUGUAUCCAGUCCUAUGCUGACAUACCAUAAGGCUGACAAAAGCAUCAGAUUCAGUCCCUGGGAGACAAGGAUUAAAUGCAUAAACCAUUGGUGAGCAAGACAGAGCUGUAACUAAUUAAAAGCUAACCAGUGACAGAAGGUGGUAGAGAAAGGAGGGCAAAGAGUAGUGGUGAUGAUGGAAUGGUGAGAAAGUUUCUUAGAAGAGGCAGCUUUUGAGCCAAGCCUUGCAGGGUGGGAAGAAUUUGGACAGAUGGAGGUGAGGGUUAGCAGAACUCCUGGUAGAAGUAACCAGGUGAAGAGAGGCCUGGGAGAGGACUGAGGGAGUGGGUCUGAGAUGAACUGGGGAGGAUGGGGAGGUCGUGGAUACUCAGAGUCUGACACACACACACAUACACACCAUUUUGCUGAGUGUCCCUAGAAAUAUAAGCUCCCUCAGAGAGGGUCCUUUUCCUGAGCUUGCCACCUACCGGGGACUGUAUAUGUGAUACAAAUCAAUAAAAGUGGACAUGCUAUGA
Messenger RNA from Phacochoerus africanus (Common warthog), 3835 nucleotides. RefSeq names its product family with sequence similarity 83 member C (gene SACK1C). Bases 294 to 2495 code for a protein of 733 amino acids. The record is from RefSeq and is a predicted model, not a curated record. The transcript is spliced from 4 exons. Gene Ontology annotation, biological process: epidermal growth factor receptor signaling pathway. NCBI's taxonomy places the organism in Eukaryota, Metazoa, Chordata, Mammalia, Artiodactyla, Suidae.